AUGGCCAUGAAAAUGAUAACUGCAGAUCCUCUAGCUGUUGGGAGGGUGAUUGGAGAUGUCAUUGAUUGCUUCACUCCAACAGUACAAAUGACCGUCACUUACAACUCCAACAAGCAGGUUUUCAAUGGUCAUGAGUUCUUCCCUUCUGCAGUAACCUCUAAACCCAGAGUUCAGGUUCAUGGCGGCGACAUGAGAUCCUUCUUCACUUUGGUUAUGACAGAUCCAGAUGUUCCUGGCCCUAGUGAUCCAUACCUGAGAGAGCAUUUGCACUGGAUAGUCACAGACAUUCCAGGCACAACGGACGCCUCAUUCGGAAAAGAGUUGGUGAAGUAUGAAAUGCCAAGGCCGAACAUAGGGAUACACAGGUAUGUUUUUCUGCUAUAUAAGCAGAAACGCAGGCAGUCAGUGACGAAAAUACCGACUUCAAGAGACGGAUUCAACGCAAGAAAAUAUGCGGAAGAGAACGAGCUUGGACCUCCAGUGGCCGCUGUGUUCUUCAAUGCUCAGAGGGAAACCGCCGCGAGAAGACGUUGA
Molecule: messenger RNA, 534 nt
Organism: Neltuma alba
Lineage: Eukaryota; Viridiplantae; Streptophyta; Magnoliopsida; Fabales; Fabaceae
Product: CEN-like protein 2
Exons: 4
Coding region: 1-534 (177 amino acids)
Biological process (GO): vegetative to reproductive phase transition of meristem; negative regulation of flower development
Cellular component (GO): nucleus; cytoplasm
Source: RefSeq, a predicted model, not a curated record